Populus trichocarpa (black cottonwood) is the source of this 1976-nucleotide messenger RNA. RefSeq names its product LRR receptor-like serine/threonine-protein kinase FLS2. Lineage: Eukaryota; Viridiplantae; Streptophyta; Magnoliopsida; Malpighiales; Salicaceae. Gene Ontology annotation, molecular function: protein binding. Bases 333 to 1676 code for a protein of 447 amino acids. The transcript is spliced from 2 exons. The record is from RefSeq and is a predicted model, not a curated record.
GGAGGGUUAUAACUCUCAAAACAGAGUCAAAUUUCGGGUUGUGCUUGCAAAUAUAAAAUUGAACAUGAAGCUAAUGUUUGGUGCAGUUCAAUGGAUGACAAUGGCACCAUGUUUGCUAAAUUACCUCUAGUGGGUCAGAGUCUUUGAAUUUCUUCCUUGAAAGAACAUUUCUCAUGCUGUUUUUUAUUUAAAAUUGAGGAUCACAAUCUUGUUUUUCUAAAGAAGGGUAGUUGAAAUGGUUUCAAGUGGAAUGACCACCUUGAAAUCAUUCUUUAAAGGUUUCUAAAUCACUUUCUUGGCAUGGCUAGCCACUUUCUUGCAAUGAAAUAGUCAUGAAUCAUCUAUUAUCAGAAUGCCAUUAUAAGUGUGCGAAGUCUUUGAUAGCCAAGCAAACCAUCGAAAGUUUAGAUCGCCUGCCUUCCCUUGAACCAAUGGCCAAACAACUGCACUCCCUCCUUUCUUCUUGCUUGCUUUCUGUCACUGUAUCCAUAGUUCUACUCCAUAUACCAACUCGAGUACAUUCAGUAACAUUGAAAUCAGAUGUUGAAGCCCUUCAGGCACUGAUGCAGGCCGUCGAUCCCGUCUCGAUUGUGAGGUAUUCCUACCUCCAUAGCUGGGAUUUCGCAUUCGAUCCAUGUGAGGCUGCAGGGGUAUUUCAAGGGAUCUUGUGCACAUUCCCUACAGACAAAUCGGCCAACCGUAUAAUGGCAAUUGAUCUUGAUCCUGCUGGGUAUGAUGGCUUUCUAACAGCAUCGAUCGGGAAUCUGACAGAGCUUACCUCCCUUAGGAUAAGCAAAAACAACUUUCGAGGGCCAAUACCAGAAACCAUAGCCAACCUUCAAAAGCUCACCAGACUAUCAUUGACUCAAAAUCUCUUCACUGGGAGAAUACCUCAAGGAAUCAUUAAUCUCAAGCAUCUUCAAAUCUUAGACCUGUCACAAAACCACCUCUCUAGCAAAAUUCCUGCCGAUAUUACAACUUUGAGAAGCUUGGUGCAGUUAAGCUUGUCAAACAAUGCAUUGUCUGGCAGAAUUCCAGACCUCUCCGCAUUGUGGCAGCUGAGCACAUUGGAUCUUAGUAGCAACAAUCUAGAUGGAAUUGUGCCCAAUCUUCCAAUGAACUUGAGAAAAUUGUCGCUGAGCCAUAAUGUACUAUCAGGACACGUUUCACCUGUGAGCGUCCUCCAACACCUCACAGUACUAGAUUUGAGUGAUAACAGGUUUUCAGGUCUCAUUCGUCAGGAAAUUCUCACUUUGCCUCUGGUGGAACGCCUUAACAUCUCAAAUAAUCAAUUCACGGAAAUGGAGCCAUUGCCAUACCCUAGGGAAGGUUUACAGCUUCGUGUGCUGGACGCACACGCUAACAGGCUGCAUGGUCAUCUGCCCAUCAGCUUGGUUAAUAUAGCGAAUUUAUCAUCAAUUGAUCUAUCCCAUAAUCAUUUCUCUGGACGAAUCCCACUAGAAUAUGGAGCCAAACUGGGGAGUUCAUGGAAAAGCUUGCUCUUAGAAGACAAUUUUCUGAUAGGAAAUCUUCCACCGCAGUUUAUUAACGGGACAGUGGCAGUUAGAGCCAACCUUGCACACAAUUGCUUAAGGUGUCCACCAAACAUUCGGUUUUGCAGAGGAGGGCAAAGGGCAAACUCAGAGUGUGACGGGCAGCAAGAUCACAGCACUUGAGAAGUUACUGUGAAUUCACAACGGAUCAUCAAACAAAUUCCAUGUACUCAAGCUUAUAAUAAAGUCCAGUGAGGCAAGCUUCCACUUCCUAAUCAAGGGUGGGAUGCGAGUUUAAUUUUCAUCCAAAAUAUAGUUCAGUGGUUCCAGCGAAGGAGAAGAUGUCAUAAUCUAUAGUCUUCAUUAAUGCAUUUCCAGUGUUGAACAAAUUUCCAUUUAUCCAUAGGAUAAAUUAAUUAUCUGUAAUGUUGCAACUUACAUUUUAUCAACACAUCAAACAACACAGACUUUCCCAGAUUUCAA